GUUGCGGCCCGCCCGGAGCCUGACAGGAGGACCCGCCGCAGAAGUGGCCGGUUGCCGGGGCGCUUAGGUGCGGCGGGCCGGAGCCGGCAAUGACGCGGGUGGAGAUGGCGGACGAGGCGCUCUUCCUGCUGCUGCACAACGAGAUGGUGGCCGGGCUGCACCGCGCCGCGGAGCAGGGGGAGGCGGAGAACGGGCGCUGCAUCACGAAGCUGGAGAACAUGGGCUUCCGGGUCGGGCAGGGGCUGAUAGAGAGGUUUACUAAAGACACUGCCAGAUUCAAGGAUGAGUUAGACAUUAUGAAGUUCAUCUGCAAAGACUUUUGGACUACUGUAUUCAAAAAGCAAAUUGAUAAUUUAAGGACCAAUCAUCAGGGCAUUUAUGUACUUCAGGACAACAAAUUCCGUCUCUUGACUCAGAUGUCUGCAGGGAAACAGUAUUUAGAACAUGCACCUAAGUAUCUAGCAUUCACUUGUGGAUUAAUCAGAGGAGGUUUAUCAAACUUGGGAAUAAAGAGUAUUGUGACAGCAGAAGUUUCAGUAAUGCCUGCAUGUAAAUUUCAGGUAAUGAUACAGAAGAUGUAGAACAUGUUCGGAUAUGGAUGCCUCCGCCUUUUUAAAAACAUGUACAUUAAAUACCUUAGUUGAUUUAGCUCUAUAGUUUGUGUACAAAGUUACUGUGAUAUGCAGCAAAAUUCCUUCAUUAUAUAUAGUAAAUGUUAAUUAAAAUGACACUAUUACUAAUA
Molecule: messenger RNA, 742 nt
Organism: Alligator mississippiensis (American alligator)
Lineage: Eukaryota; Metazoa; Chordata; Crocodylia; Alligatoridae
Gene: TRAPPC6B
Product: trafficking protein particle complex subunit 6B
Exons: 6
Coding region: 90-581 (163 amino acids)
Biological process (GO): endoplasmic reticulum to Golgi vesicle-mediated transport; regulation of GTPase activity
Cellular component (GO): trans-Golgi network; TRAPP complex; cis-Golgi network
Source: RefSeq, a predicted model, not a curated record